This is a messenger RNA of Amphimedon queenslandica, 2749 nucleotides long. RefSeq names its product phosphatidylinositol phosphatase PTPRQ-like. The transcript has 12 exons. Lineage: Eukaryota; Metazoa; Porifera; Demospongiae; Haplosclerida; Niphatidae. Gene Ontology annotation, molecular function: protein binding. The record is from RefSeq and is a predicted model, not a curated record. The coding region runs from base 113 to 2533 and encodes 806 amino acids.
UUUUAAUGAGUAUAGGUCAAUACUUAAUUUCACUACAUUGAGCAGUAUUGAGGAUUCAGGAACAUAUACAUGUAUUGUUACUAUAGUACCAGCUCCAGCUUAUGAACAUGUUAUGACUUCUGAUACUAAUUACAUGAGUGUUAACUUAACUGUUACUGAUCCAAUGAUUGGAAGUUUCUCUGCCUCCCCUGACUCAUUUUUGGGUCUAGAAACAUCAUGUCCUGAUUCAGACCCAUAUGAUAACUUCACUCUUACCUGUACAGCCACUAAACCAACCAUAGUAAAACCAAACCUGGUAAUAGCAUGGACACAUAAUGGUACAAUAGAAACUGGUACUGUGACUACUACUGGAGAGGAUACUAUAACUACCACUAUUACUAAUACAUUGAGUUUUAAUGCCAGUAGGCCUUCUGAUUCUGGUACUUAUAGAUGUACUGCUAGUAUUACUAUACCUGAUUCAACUGGUAUCACUACUAGUGAGGAGAGCACUGUGACUAUAAGACCCCCGGCCCUACCUGUUCCUGCUAUUAAUGUAACAGCUACUCCAGGAACAAUUACUGCUGCUAUAUCAUUCAUAAUACCUAACAUUGCCUAUACACCUGAAACCUACAGUGUUAAGUAUACUGGAGCAAUCUUACAAACAACAGAAGCAACUUCUAUCAUAAGAAUGAGCCCUGAUGACAUCACUGCAAUAAACCAAGAAUUUACAAUCAUGUUAAAUGGUCUUGAGGAAGAUAACACUUAUACAUAUACAAUUGAUUCUACCAAUUGUCUUGGUACCACUAGUACUGUGGAGAUGAGCUUCAGAACACUUCCAACAUUGCCAGUGGCUCCUCCAAUGGAUUGUACCAAUAUAACAUUCUUACCAAGUAAUGUCACACUUAUCUGGACUGGACCAACGUUAAUAGAUCAAAAUGGAGCACCAGUUGGUUAUAAUUUAACAUGUAUGAAUGCUAAUGGUGUAUCAGUCAAUGGAUUGAGCCCAACACGAUCUUCAACAGACACAAUGUUCACUAUUACUGAUGUUAUGCCUUUUACUAGUUACACUUGUGAGCUGUCAUUUAUUAAUGUAGUAGGAGAAGGACCCCCUACCCAGUGUAUUUUUGAAACAGCUCAAAAUGUAUCAUACGACUCUCCUCAAAAUUUUACUUCCAUUCCUGACCUAAAUUCUGUUUUAUUUUCAUGGAUGGAACCAACCAGUACUAAUGGAAUUAUUAUUAAUUAUAAUUUGACAGUAACUAAAGUGAAUGAAGCAAAGCUAAUGACUUUCAUUAUUGAAGCAAAUCCUAAUCAAAAAAUUAUAAGCAAACUUGUUGUUGGUUUCAGUCCAUAUCAGAAUUACACUGCUAGUGUUAGUGCUAGUACAAUCAUUGGAGCUGGACCAGUGGCUACUACUGCAGGAAGAACACUACCAGACAUUCCUAGUUCACCUCAUCUGGUAGUGUCUCCAGUUGUCAUUAAUAGUUUAACAGUAGCUUAUACUGUACCAGUUCUUAAUGAAACUACUAUCAAUAUAACAUGGAGUCCACCAUCUCAUCCUAAUGGAGAAAUCACUGGAUUUAUUAUUAGAAUAGCUACUGAUGCUAUUACUAGCCCUAAUAAUGUUCCAUUUGUGACUGGCAGAGCAUCAUAUUCACUAAUAUUUGGAGGAUUAAGAGCAAGGAUACCUUAUUAUGUUUCAGUUGUAGCAGUCAAUGAAGUUGGUGAAGGAAAUUCUGCCACUGCUAUUGUCUUCACUAAAUCUGACAGUAGCAUUACAGUAUCACCAUCAAAUGUACAAGCAAUGAGAAUAGGAGAUACAAUAGUGUUAUCAUGGGAUCCAGUGACACUAGAAGAAGCUAAAGGAUUCUUUGUAUACAGUAUCAGAUUAACUCCUGAUGAUGGUAGCACUAGCAGUACAUUAAGACAAACUAAUACAAGAACUAUAUCAGUAGCUUAUGAUACCACAUCAGUUAAUAUAACUGAUACUGAACCACAGUUAGCUUAUACUGUGAGUAUUAGUGUAUUGCUAUUGAGUGAUGUAGGACUAAUUGAAGGACCAGCAACUCACACUUCCAUAACAAUGCCACCUACAAUUAUCAAUAACACUGAUGAUGAUAGUCUUCCUUUGGUAGCAGUGAUAGCGCCAACUGCAUUAAUAAUGAUUUUCUUUGUUUUGUUGGUACUUGUGUGCAUUGUUAUUGUAGUAUUGUACAGAAAAAAGUCUAAAAAGUUUGACAUAAGCAAAGACAAUGAACUCAGUGUAGCACCUAAUGUAGGAUAUGGUUUAGUAGCAAUUGCUAAUACUUCUGCAACACAAAAUAAUGAAGACAUAUAUGAGAAGAUUGAUGAAUAUUUAUAUGAACCAAUAGAUGAUAAAAUAGUGCAGCAAAAAGAAGAGGAUACUCCAAUUGUAGGAGACAGUGUUGAUAAUAUAGCAAUAGCCAACUGUCCUGCAUAUGCUACCAGUCCUAUUGCUGCUCCAAUAUUUAGUCCCAAUCAAGGAGAGACAAACGAGGAGCAAGAUGUUGAUGCAUACGAAGAUAUGUCUUAAAGUGCUUUAAUUGAUUUAUAAAUUGGACAAGGUCUGCUUUGAAUAAAAAUUGUGUCAAGGCAGUUUUAAAAUUUUUUGCAGUUAAAAAAAAUUUUUAAAUUUAUGCUAUUGCUCACUCACUAAUCUCCUUUUAUCAAUAGUCCUUAUAAUAUAUGCACAAUUUUAACACUACGUCUUCUAACAAUGUUAAGUGUAUUAUGUUGAAAUGGAAAAAUU